AUGGCGAAAAUGGGUAUGGGGGAGAAGAGUCCGAGGAGUUUCCAAUUACACCAUCGUGAUGGGAAGAAGCAGGAGUUCAGAGGGGUACCAAAAGGGUGCAUGGCAAUCAAAGUUGGUCAAGGGGAAGAGCAACAAAGGUUCGUGGUGCCUGUCAUGUACAUCAACCACCCUCUCUUCAUGCAGCUUCUCAAGGAGGCAGAGGAAGAAUACGGUUUCGACCAGAAGGGAACCAUAACCAUCCCUUGCCACGUUGAGGAAUUCAGAAACGUUCGGGGCUUAAUUGAUAGGGACAAGUCCCUUCACCACCACCACCACCAUGUUGGUUGCUUUGGCUUCUGA
Sphenostylis stenocarpa is the source of this 339-nucleotide messenger RNA. The record is from the annotation of a GenBank genome assembly. NCBI's taxonomy places the organism in Eukaryota, Viridiplantae, Streptophyta, Magnoliopsida, Fabales, Fabaceae.